AUGGCGUCUCAUCUUGCUGAGUCCCAGGUUGCACAGACAAUCCAUGAGAAAGCGAAACAUGCAGACCACAGCGAGUUCCCAGUCGAUUUGAGGCAAGCCAGCCAUGCCAUCGAACUCGCCGAAAAUGUGGCCAGUGCAAAGUACAACCCGCUCAGCCCUGCUUUACUGAGACUAUACCUGUGUUUAAUCAUCCCCUACCUAGGAGGCUGUCUUAACGGGUACGAUGGGUCUCUCAUGGGGGGUCUGAACGCUAUGUCUACCUAUCAACAAUAUUUCCACAUGAAGAGUGCUGGCUCAAGUACUGGCCUGGUCUUUGCGAUGUACAACAUUGGAUCCAUCCCAGCCGUUUUCUUUACUGGUCCUGUCAACGAUUACUUUGGUCGACGCAUUGGCAUGUUCACUGGCGCCGUAAUUAUCAUUCUGGGGACAUGUAUUCAGGCACCUUCGACCAACCGAGGCAUGUUCCUCGCUGGACGGUUCAUUCUGGGCUUUGGAGUGUCUUUCUGUUGUGUGUCAUCACCAUGUUUCGUCUCGGAAAUUGCUCAUCCUCAGUGGCGUGGGACCAUAACAGGAUUGUAUAACUGCACCUGGUACAUUGGGUCGAUCGUUGCAAGCUGGGUUGUCUAUGGAUCAUCCAAGAUUUCGAGUACAUAUGGUUUCCGGGUCCCCAUCUGGGGCCAGCUUUUCUCUUCAGUCAUAGUGGCAGUUGGAGUUUGGUUCCUGCCAGAGUCUCCACGAUGGCUGAUGGCUCAAGAUAGAGAGGAUGAGGCGCGUAAGGUCCUGGCGAAAUACCAUGGCGAGGGUGAUGAAAAUCACCCCAUGGUUGUCCUUGAGAUACAGGAGAUGCGCCAGCAGAUCAAGACCGAUGCUUCUGACAAGAAAUGGUGGGACUACCGUGAUCUUUACAACCGCCAUUCUGCACGGCGUCGACUCAUCUGCGUUUUGGGCAUGGCCUGUUUCGGACAGCUAAGUGGUAACUCGGUGACGUCUUACUACCUGCCUGUCAUGCUUGAAAAUGCAGGAAUCACAUCAGAGAAUACCCAACUCAUUCUCAAUGCCGUUUAUCCAGUCAUAUGCUUUUUCGCAGCCAUUACCGGAGCGCGGCUCACAGACCCUAUUGGCCGCCGUCCUCUGCUACUCUACACCACUAUCGCGUGUUCCAUCUGCUUUGCGAUUGUCACUGGAACAAGUAAACUCGCCACAGACAACCCUGACAAUGACAGUGCGGCAAACGCGACCAUCUUUGUUAUCUAUCUUUUCGGAGCUCUCUUCUCCUUUGGCUGGACACCGCUUCAGUCCAUGUACAUUGCUGAGACACUUGACACUGCAACUCGUGCCAAGGGUACCGCGGUUGGCAACCUAGCAUCAUCGAUCAGUAGCACCGUCAUCCAAUACUCCUCCGGACCAGCAUUUGAGAACAUCAAAUAUUAUUUCUAUCUCGUCUUCGUCUUCUGGGACUUGAUCGAGGUUACGGUUAUGUACUUCUUCUUCCCAGAGACGAAGGAACGAACGUUGGAGGAGUUGGCCGAAGUAUUCGAGGCGCCAAACCCGGUCAAGAAAUCGCUCGAGAAGAGAAAUGCUGCCACAGUUCUAAACACAUUGGACGUGCAUACCGAAAAACAUGUCACGGGAGUGGAGGCCAAUGCUUGA
This is a messenger RNA of Exophiala bonariae, 1650 nucleotides long. RefSeq lists its product as uncharacterized. NCBI's taxonomy places the organism in Eukaryota, Fungi, Ascomycota, Eurotiomycetes, Chaetothyriales, Herpotrichiellaceae. Gene Ontology annotation, biological process: carbohydrate transport; transmembrane transport. The transcript has 4 exons. The record is from RefSeq and is a predicted model, not a curated record. Gene Ontology annotation, molecular function: carbohydrate:proton symporter activity. Gene Ontology annotation, cellular component: membrane. The coding region runs from base 1 to 1650 and encodes 549 amino acids.